This is a messenger RNA of Prunus armeniaca (apricot), 609 nucleotides long. Lineage: Eukaryota; Viridiplantae; Streptophyta; Magnoliopsida; Rosales; Rosaceae. The record is from the annotation of a GenBank genome assembly.
AUGGGAUGGAGAAGAAAUUGUAUGAAGAUUUUAGUGUGGAAACAUAUUAAUUGCUACGAACAAUUUCAGCAUCACAAACAAACUCAGUUUGGUCCUGUUUACAAGGGUCCACAAGACGGGAAGGAAAUAGCAGUAAAAAGACCAUCUAGUAGCUCAGGGCAAGGCAUAGAAGAGUUGAAGAAUGAGAUUCUGUUGAUCUCCAAGCUCCAACAUAAAAAUCUUGCUUGGAUCAUGGGCUGCUGGGUCAAAGAAGAUGAGAAGUUACUGAUUUAUGAGUUCAUGCCAAACAGAAGCUUGGACACUCAUCUAUUUGAUCCAGCGAGGAGACCUGAGCUUGAUUGGGGCAGACGCUUCAAUAUUAUUCAGGGUAUUGCUAGAGGGCCUCUUUAUCUCCACCAUGAUUCGUAUUUGAAGGUAUUACAUAGAGAUUUGAAGGUCAGUAACAUUCUCUUGGAUGAGAACAUGAACCCCAAAAUUUCAGAUUUUGGAUUGGCACGUAUCAUUCGAGGGACACGGCAUCUAACAAAUACUCAGAAGGUUGUGGGAACACUGUUGGAAGGUCUUAGUGCUGCUGCUGCUGCUGCUGUUACGUUUUUUGUUGAGAAUUAA